AUGGCUAAACCAGUCGAUCCAAAUAAAGAAGAUAAAUAUGCAACAGCUAUAUUAAAUCGUAAAGAACGUCCUAAUCGUUUAAUUAUUGAUGAUGCUAUUAAUGAUGAUAAUAGUGUUGUUGCAUUAUCACAACAAAAAAUGGAUGAAUUACAAUUAUUUCGUGGUGAUACGGUUUUACUUAAAGGUAAAAAACGUCGUGAAACAAUAUGUAUUGUUCUUGCUGAUGAUACAUGUCAAAAUGAUCGUAUACGAAUGAAUCGUGUUGUACGAAAUAAUUUACGUGUACGUUCAGGUGAUAUUGUAUCAAUACAAGGUUGUCAAGAUGUUAAAUAUGGUAAACGUAUACAUGUUUUACCUAUUGAUGAUACUGUUGAAGGCAUAACAGGAAAUUUAUUUGAAGUUUAUUUAAAACCAUAUUUUGUUGAAGCAUAUAGACCUGUACGUAAAGGUGAUGUUUUUAUUGUACGUGCAGCAAUGCGUGCUGUAGAAUUUAAAGUUAUUGAAACUGAACCAAGUCCAUAUUGUAUUGUUGCACCUGAUACAGUUAUACAUUGUGAAGGUGAUCCAAUAAAACGUGAAGAAGAAGAAGCAUCUUUAAAUGAAAUUGGUUAUGAUGAUAUUGGUGGUGUUAGAAAACAAUUAGCGCAAAUUAAAGAAAUGGUUGAAUUACCAUUAAGACAUCCACAAUUAUUUAAAACUAUUGGUGUUAAACCACCACGAGGUAUUCUUCUUUAUGGACCACCGGGCACAGGUAAAACUUUAAUUGCACGUGCUGUGGCUAAUGAAACAGGUGCAUUCUUCUUUUUAAUUAAUGGACCGGAAAUUAUGUCAAAAUUAGCUGGUGAAUCAGAAUCAAAUUUACGUAAAGCAUUUGAAGAAGCUGAAAAGAAUUCUCCAGCUAUUAUAUUUAUCGAUGAACUUGAUGCAAUUGCACCAAAACGUGAAAAAACUCAUGGUGAAGUUGAACGUCGUAUUGUUUCACAAUUAUUAACAUUAAUGGAUGGUCUUAAACAACGUUCACAUGUUAUUGUUAUGGCUGCAACAAAUCGACCUAAUUCAAUUGAUCCAGCAUUACGUCGUUUUGGUCGUUUUGAUCGUGAAGUUGAUAUUGGUAUACCGGAUGCUGUUGGUCGUUUAGAAAUUCUUCGUAUACAUACAAAAAAUAUGAAAUUAGGUGAAGAUGUUGAUCUUGUACAAAUUGGUAAUGAAACACAUGGUUAUGUUGGAGCUGAUUUAGCAUCAUUAUGUUCGGAAGCUGCUUUACAACAAAUACGUGAAAAAAUGGAUGUUAUUGAUUUAGAAGAAGAUACAAUUGAUGCUGAAGUACUUGAUUCAUUAGCUGUUACACAAGAUAAUUUUCGUUUUGCACUUAAUCAAUCAAAUCCAUCAGCUUUACGUGAAACAGUUGUUGAAGUACCAACAACAACAUGGGAAGAUAUUGGUGGUUUAGAAAAUGUUAAACGUGAAUUACAAGAACUUGUUCAAUAUCCUGUUGAACAUCCAGAGAAAUUUCUUAAAUUUGGUAUGACACCAUCACGUGGUGUACUCUUUUAUGGACCACCGGGUUGUGGUAAAACAUUAUUAGCAAAAGCUAUUGCUAAUGAAUGUCAAGCAAAUUUUAUAUCAGUUAAAGGUCCAGAAUUAUUAACUAUGUGGUUUGGUGAAUCCGAAGCAAAUGUACGUGAUGUAUUUGAUAAAGCUCGUCAAGCAGCACCAUGUGUAUUAUUUUUUGAUGAAUUAGAUUCAAUUGCUAAAGCACGUGGUGGUAGUGCUGGUGAUGGUGGUGGUGCAGCUGAUCGUGUUAUUAAUCAAAUUUUAACUGAAAUGGAUGGUAUGGGUGCAAAGAAAAAUGUUUUUAUUAUUGGUGCAACUAAUCGACCAGAUAUUAUCGAUUCGGCUAUUCUUCGACCAGGUCGUCUUGAUCAAUUAAUUUAUAUUCCAUUACCAGAUGAUAAAUCACGUAUGGCUAUUUUAAGAGCGGCUUUAAGAAAAUCACCUGUAGCUAAAGAUGUUGAUAUGAAUUUAUUAGCUAGUGUAACAAAAGGUUUUAGUGGUGCUGAUUUAACAGAAAUUUGUCAACGAGCUUGUAAAUUAGCAAUAAGAGAAUCAAUUGAAAAAGAACUUAAUCUUGAAAAAGAACGACAACGUAAUGGACAAACAGCUAUGGAUUCUGAUGAACCAGAUCCAGUACCAGAAAUUCGUCGCGAUCAUUUUGAAGAAGCCAUGAAAUUUGCUCGACGAUCAGUUAGUGAUAAUGAUAUACGUAAAUAUGAAAUGUUUGCUCAAACAUUACAACAAUCACGUGGUUUUGGUUCACAAUUUCGUUUUCCUGAUCAACAACAACAACCAUCACAAGGUACUGGUGGGAGUGGUGGACAAGGUGGACAUCGUCCUACUACUAAUGAUGAUGAUGAUCUUUAUGCAUAA
This is a messenger RNA of Rotaria sp. Silwood2, 2427 nucleotides long. Lineage: Eukaryota; Metazoa; Rotifera; Eurotatoria; Philodinida; Philodinidae. The record is from the annotation of a GenBank genome assembly.